Molecule: messenger RNA, 435 nt
Organism: Funneliformis geosporum
Lineage: Eukaryota; Fungi; Glomeromycota; Glomeromycetes; Glomerales; Glomeraceae
Source: the annotation of a GenBank genome assembly
AUGAUGAACAAAAUAAAUUGGAUUGUUCUGCAUGGUUUAAUCGAUAUACCAACGGUGUUGACGACUGGUGAAAGAACUUUUAUGAAGACAUCAUAUUUUAAUACUCAAGGAGAUGAAAAAGCUGAACAUCCGCAAUCGUUAGUCGAUGACUUGGAGACUUUUAUUCAAGCUUUUCAUGUAAUUCUUUUAGCUAUUCAGGAUCUAAGAAGGUUCUCCGUUGAAUUAACCAAAGAUGUUUUAAGUAUAUCUUCAGUUAAUGAAGAAGAAAAUGAGGAUGAUAAGGAAUUUUCUGAUGGAUUUAUACGCCAAGAACACGAAUGCGUAUUAGACUUUGGCAAGCAUUUACGAGGUGAUGUUGAUGAAAAUGUUAAAGAUACCGGUAUUGAAGAAGGUGAAAGUACUAAGGAUGUAAGCGAAGAAAUGCUAUAUCAAUAA